AUGGAAAAAAGCCGAGCAAGGGCAGUGUAUGAAGCCAACCUUCCUGAUACUUUUCGAAUGCCUCAGACAGAUUCAACCCUGGAGGGUUUCAUAAGAGCAAAAUAUGAAGCUAAAAAACACAUAGCCAAAGAAUGGGUUUGUCCAUCGACAGUGAAGGUGUCAUGGGAUGCCGAGAUUGAAAUGGAAAUGAAAGGAAAAAAGGAAGCCAAACGCAAGACCAAUGAAAGUCCUGCCACCACCCUCGAGUUUCCUCCUAGCCAACCGUCGUCACGCACUCCUCGGACUGCUGAAUCGACGUCGACAAUCAGUUCAACUUCCUCAUCAGCGGUAAAAGAAGUUAAUCUACCGGCUCCGAUCGAAGUGCCAUCCCUACCUGCACCUACCAAAACUAGCUCGGCCGCUCAAGACCUAUUAGGAUUAGGAGUUUAUUGGACUCCUCAACCGUCAUACAUACCCAAUCCUUCAAUGAAUCAAUCGGCAUUUGGAUCGUCUCCGUCAAUGAAUCAAACAAACUGCAUGAUGGCUCUACGCUGUUGGAUGAUGCGGAUCGCCGCCGGCCUCAUUCAAAUUGAAAACGUCGGACCCGUCGGCCUAUCCUCGAGUUCGCUGAGGAAAUUCAACUGGAACAGCAGCAGCCGCAGCUCGUCGGCCGACCGGAUCGGCUCCAUCGAUUUGUCAUCCGCACCGCAGACUCCGCUCUCACCUGAUCCACCGUCACCUGUCGUCAUGCGUCAACCAUCCGCAUCGUCGAUGCCGUUGGAGGAGCGACAGACGAGUUUUGAUUUGGGAUCCUUCGGCCGUCUUGUUCACGCCGGCCGAAACGUUGCAGAUCGCCAUCCACAAGGCGGGGCCAACAAGAAAACUCAUCCGCUGGAUGGAGCCAUUAAGCCUGAAAAGGCCAAUCCGCUGGUGGAAGCCGUCCAGAAGAAUCCGCCUCAACUUAUCCGGGCUAAAACGUCGCCCAAAUUGACUCCACCUGCAUCCGCUUUCAACUUUAAAUCCGCACCCAUCGUGUCUCCUCCUUCUCCUCCGGUUACCAAUCUGCCGGAAGCCCCUCUAAAGAAAGCAGCCGAUCCGCCAGCGGCGCUAGUCGAGUCGGAAUCCAGCGACAAGUCCAGUUCAGUUCCUUCCGUCGAACCGGCGGAGGCUCAGACAAUUCCGCCUCUAUUAAAUCCAGCGAUUCAAAAGGAAUUGCAAAAGGCGGAGCAAUACAUCAAGGCGGCCAUGGCUCCUAUUCCCAGCUGGAAGGAGCGGGCCCGUCGCAGCAACACUGUGGAUUUCUCUUCCGGCCCUGGAUCGUCUUGGCGACCGGUCCAGGCUCCAUCGCAGAUGACAAUCAAGACGGAAAACGACCACAAUCUCUUCCAGAAGAACGCCGAGUCACAUUCUACCGGAUUGGGCCGUUCUCUGCCUUCCGAUCCUUCCGGCGGAGGCAUGUGGACCAACAAAUUUCAAACAUCCGCUCUUCGUUCGAGUCGCGACCGAAUUCGACGGCCACAACUCCGACGCAGAGCCGCAGCCGCCGGUCGAGUGCGGAUGACAAUCAAGCCCAGGUCCCAUCCAUCACAGCCGGUCUUCAUUUACAGUUCCAGAUUAAACCGGAAUCGGAGAAGUCGACCACGCCCCAAUCGCCAGUGA
This is a messenger RNA of Daphnia pulicaria, 1638 nucleotides long. RefSeq names its product flocculation protein FLO11-like. NCBI's taxonomy places the organism in Eukaryota, Metazoa, Arthropoda, Branchiopoda, Diplostraca, Daphniidae. Bases 1 to 1638 code for a protein of 545 amino acids. The transcript is spliced from 5 exons. The record is from RefSeq and is a predicted model, not a curated record.